AUGGCCUCCUUGAAGUCCUUCGGCUCAGAUUUUGUCCGAUCAAACAGCGUGUACGGUGGCGCCGGGGGCUUUGGUGUCCUGGUCUCCAGCCCAAAUGUUGGUGAAGGUUUCUCCUCCACUGCUGCAGCAGAAGGAGGCUUCGCCCUGAGCGACGCCCUGGACAUCCCAGACAACGAGCAGGCCGCCAUGCAGAACCUGAACGACCGCCUGGCCUCCUACCUGGAGAAGGUCCGCAGAAUGGAGGAGGCCAACGCCGAGCUGGAGCUGAAGAUCCGACAGUACCUGGAGGGCAAGGCCAAACUCGAGGGCCGCGACUACUCUGCGUUCUACGCCACCAUCAGAGACCUGCAUGACAAGAUCCUUGACGUCACCAAGGAGAACCGGAGCCUCUGCCUUGACAUCGACAGCGCCUGGCUGAUCGCCGAUCACCUCAAGCCCAAGUACGAGAAGGAGCUGUCCAUGCGUCAGUCCAUAGAGACCGACAUCUUGGCACUCCGGAGGCUUCUGGAUGAGCUGACGCUGUCCAGGACCGACUGUGAGAUGGUGAUAGAAGGUCUGAUGGAGGAGAUGAUCUCCCUCAGGAAGAACCACGAGGAGGAGCUGAUGGCCAUGCACACUCAGGUGAGCGGCCAGGUGAACGUGGAGGUGGAAGCCGCUCCGGGAGAAGACAUCACCAAGAUCAUGGAGGAUAUGCGGCAGAACUAUGAGGCUCUUUCCACCAAGAACCGCAAAGAACUGGAGGCCUGGUUCCAGUCCAAGAGAGAAUCGCUCAACAAAAAGGUCACCGCCAGCACAGAAAACCUCCAGACAUUCAAAUCAGAGAUCCCAGACCUCAAACGGACCCUGCAGGCCUUGAAGAUCGAGCACCAGUCUCAGCUCAGCAUGCACUACAGCCUGAAGGACACGCUGGCUGAGACACAGAACCGGUACGUCCAGGGUCUGGAAGGUUACCAGAAACUGGUAGUAUGUCAGGAGGCUCAGCUGAUGCAGCUGAGAGAACACCUGGAACAGCAGGGACAAGAGUACCAGAUGCUGCUGGACAUGAAGACCAGACUGGAGAUGGAGAUCGAGGAGUACAAGAAGCUGCUGGACAGGGAGGACGGCAGCGAGUGA
Molecule: messenger RNA, 1113 nt
Organism: Nematolebias whitei (Rio pearlfish)
Lineage: Eukaryota; Metazoa; Chordata; Actinopteri; Cyprinodontiformes; Rivulidae
Product: keratin, type I cytoskeletal 13-like
Exons: 6
Coding region: 1-1113 (370 amino acids)
Molecular function (GO): structural molecule activity
Source: RefSeq, a predicted model, not a curated record